CAUCCCUCUCUUUUCUUCGGCUCGUAUUGCGUGCUCUAGUUAAUAUCCAUCGUCUAAUUACUUGUAUGAGUAUGUGCCUUCAAAACUCGCUUGGAGCUGCGUACAUCUCCAUCAUAUCUUACUUCCUACCUUCUACCCCGCCAGCAUGAAUACGAGUGGCGUCCCCAACGCCCCGAAUCCGGGGACUUCACGUACUUCCAAGUUUGAUCUCAACGAUGUCUGUUGUUUGAAGUCGAAUCCAUCAUUAACAGGUAUUGUUGUAAGAACAUAUCUAGAUGUGUAUCCGUUGGGACCACCGGAAGAUGAUUUAAUGGUCUCAUAUACAUCAGUGCCACAAGACGUCCUGACUGAGUACUUACAAACCGGUGUGCCACGCAAAGGAUAUGUCAUUGUUCAGUUCAAAUGGGAUGAUCUCGAACUCCUCGAUCGGUACAUCAACUUCGGUAGCUAUGUCAAAAGAAAUGCGGACGACACAAUGUGUGGCACGCCGAUCGCGUAUCGUAAAUAUGACGAGUCGUUGGGCGAAUAUGGCUCCGUCGAGUUCAACGAAUGGCUCAUUCCUUGCAGCCGCAGAAGACCCGGGGCCGAUUCUUCGCGUCCUUUGCCAAUACAUGAUGUGCCUUUAUCUGAGCUCAUGCAUCAUGAGCCGUUCAUGAACGAUGACUUGAUCAUUUACCGUCAGAAGCUGGGAAUCAUUCGGCAGGUUGACCGGGAUGCUAUUCUGCGCGUUUCCAACUUGCCUGUCUCGCUUGUUGAUCCCAAAGCUCUUGAAGUCCCUUGCCCUUUCGAUGACAAUGAGCUCAUCUGGAUGCCCAAGGGCCAGCCAUGUAGGGUUGUGGACACUAACUUGCGAUACAUGGAGCAGGACUACGUGAUUCCUGGUCAGUAUGUGUGCACGAAAUACAAGAAUAUGCGCGGGAUAAACGGGGGUAUAGUUCCGAAGGAAGAUCCCCAUUCCUUUGCCCACGGCCAUGUCCUGUCCACGCCAGCUACGGAGUAUAAGGUUGAAUGGCUUUGUACGAACGUGUUCGGUCUCGGAACAUGUGAGAUCCCGAAUGGAAUAGAGACUCUAAGAGCAUCUGUCUUGGAACGCGAUGCUGUGAUAUGUGACUUCGAAAAUCUUUCGACUGGGGGAACAGUUAAAUCGGCCACCUCACUUCAAAUCAGUGAUAUGAUACGUUUUCGAGAUCCGAAAAGUGCCUUCCAAAAAUACUCUUACCAACAUAUUCCUCCUGAAGAGACUUUUGGAUAUGAUAUGAACAUGUUUCAUAUUACGUCAAGAAAGACAGCACUGACUGUCAGAUGGUUGGACGGGAGUGUCACCACCGAAGAUAUAAAAUGUCUUCGUUGGGACCCCGGACUUGAUGAAAAUAUAUGGCCCGGGAGCAUCGUCGUCCUGAAGGAUGGGAUUGAGACCAUGAAUUGGCCCGGCUUGGAAUCCACACCUGCAUAUAUCCGGGAACUGCCUAGUCAUAGAAGACACAGGGAAUCAAAAAUCCGAGCAAGAACAGUAGGUGUUGUCCAAGCUGUUAACAUUCGAGAGCGAAUAGUUACCGUCCGGUGGUAUAAGGAUCCUUAUCUUAUACUCUUGCAUGGCGGGCAGAUCCUAGCUUCUCUCUACUCUAAGCUGGGAGAGCUGGGUGAUACAAUCAGCCAAGUAUCUCUGUACGAGCUUGAUGUGUUUCCUUGUCUGGAAAGAUCACAUGGUAAUAUUGUACUUCUCGCCCCAGACACCAUCCAUACCUCGGUCUUGACAGAAGGAUCACUGAGUGCAUACAACGUCGCUGGGCCUUGCACAUUUAGUUAUACAUCGUCAUUGUCACUUUCGCAAAUGCACUCAUAUCUCAAGGAUAUGAGUCUCGCCAUGGUUCAUUGGGAAUGGUUCAAAAGUACGACUACAGUUGACACCUCUCCUCUGCCUCCGAGACAUAGUCACCACUAUCAGCGUAAGCUCAGUGAAAGAUCCACUGCAGACUUCGUCGGUCAGAUCAUUGCGAUUGAUGCCAAUGGUGAGAUUACUGUUCGGCUGGCUGGUACUUGUCGCGACGUCCGCAUUCCGUUUGAAAGGAUUAUGAUGAUCAUGGAUGGAGGCUUCAUUACUCCACUUGGGGCUCCAGAUCUAGGUGAUCUAUCGACGAUGUCAAUGAACUCAGCUCAUGCAUAUAAAGAAGGGGGUUCAGGAGAUGGUAAUGAUGAGGAGGAAGAGGAGGAAGCCAUCUCAGGUAGUGAUGUUGAAGAUAUGUCGAAGAUUAAAUGCGCUGUAUAUCGAUACGUCAAUUAUGGUUCUGCAGAUGACGGCUACUCCGAAGAUGCAGACAUGAAGACGAAGAAUGACUCCAGCUUUGAUAUAAGAGAUGCUUCGGAUGGAAUAGUUGAACAGAGUGAGGAAAUGACAUUGCCUCCAGGGUUCACCCGAAUCCAGAAAGAAUAUGACAUACUCGGCGAAUCGCUUCCCCCCGGGAUUUUUGUGCGAGCAUGGGAGUCAAGGAUGGACCUGCUCAGGGUUUUGUUCAUUGGGCCGGAGGGGACCCCAUACGAAUAUGCACCGAUCGUGAUAGACUUCCAUUUCCCAGGGGACUUUCCUAGAAAGCCACCUGAGGCAUUCUUUCACUCGUGGAAUAGCGGCCAAGGAAGGAUCAAUCCCAAUCUCUACGAAGAUGGUAAAAUCUGCCUGAGCAUUCUAGGAACAUGGCCCACUCAGAACCCGGAGGAAAUGUGGUCAGCAACCAAGUCCACUGUUCUACAGGUUCUGGUCUCGAUUAUGGGAUUAGUCCUGGUGCAAAGCCCCUUCUACAAUGAGGCCGGGUAUGAAGUUUUUGCUGCGGAGGGCGGUAGGCGAGUCGACUCAGACAAGUAUACGGAAAAGACGUUCUUGACUACACGCAGAUAUAUCAAGUAUGCCCUAGAUCAUCAAGUAAGUGGCAUGGAGGACAUUGUGGCUUGGAACUAUUUGCCUAGUCGCUUGAAAUCGGAAGACUACAGCAGGCCACUCCUGCUCCGUCGCGCUAUCGAUACGGCGUUGGCGAUGAUGAAGCAUUACGAGCAUACAGGCAGUGGAGAGGAGCGCAGUGCCUCGGCGUUUGUCUCGCGUCUUAGCCUGGGGGCUGUGGUCAUGCUGCGAAAGUAUGUUACAGAACUUGAGGCUUUGGAAGUAGAUGCGACUGCCAAACAAAAGCCUUAA
Messenger RNA from Aspergillus vadensis CBS 113365, 3181 nucleotides. Its product is annotated as ubiquitin-conjugating enzyme E2. The transcript is spliced from 10 exons. NCBI's taxonomy places the organism in Eukaryota, Fungi, Ascomycota, Eurotiomycetes, Eurotiales, Aspergillaceae. The record is from RefSeq and is a predicted model, not a curated record. The coding region runs from base 146 to 3181 and encodes 1011 amino acids.